Messenger RNA from Chironomus riparius, 2109 nucleotides. The record is from the annotation of a GenBank genome assembly. NCBI's taxonomy places the organism in Eukaryota, Metazoa, Arthropoda, Insecta, Diptera, Chironomidae.
AUGGCUUGUUACAGAGGAUUAAAAUUCACAUAUUCAUUCUAUAGGAAUAUACAUAAACUGCCAAUUUAUAAUAGAGCUUCUUCUAGUCCUGUUUUAUUUAAUUUUCAACAUGCUAGUUUUCACACUUCAUCAAUUCUCGAUAAAAGGAGGAAAACAAAAGAAGAGAAGAAAGAACAUAAAGUAGUUGAAUAUGCACCCAAAAAGAAGAAUGAAGGCUUGGAGACUGUUGAUGUAUGGAGAAAUAUGACAGUUAAAGAACUAUCGGAAUCAAUGGGUCGUGAUUUAGAAGACUUGCAAGAAGCAAUAUUAUACAUAAAAGAUGGUCCAGAUAUUCAUCCAAAAACUAGACUUGAAGAUAUGAAUAUUAUUAAAGAUAUUGUAAAGAAAUGUGGUAUGAAGAUGAAAAUUGUUUCUCCUCCAAAGGAUGAUAAGGAGGAUCAUGAGAAAAUUAAGGAUGUCACAAAGAGGCUUCCUGCAAAACCUGAGUUUUUAAAGCAACGACCUCCUGUUGUUACUGUCAUGGGACAUGUUGAUCAUGGAAAGACUACACUUUUAGAUUCAUUACGUCACACAUCUGUGGCACAGAGUGAGGCAGGAGGAAUUACGCAACAUAUUGGUGCCUUUACUGUUGAACUCGAAAAUGGUGAAAAAGUAACAUUUUUGGAUACGCCUGGUCAUGCAGCAUUUAGCGCGAUGAGAGCUCGUGGUGCGAAUAUAACAGACAUUAUAGUUUUAGUAGUUGCUGCUGACGAUGGAGUAAUGGAGCAAACAAAAGAAGUAGUUAAGCUAUCAAAAACGUACAAUGUUCCUGUAAUAGUAGCUAUAAAUAAGAUUGAUAAGCCAGAUGCUGACCCUGAGAAAACAAAAAGAGAACUUGGGCAUGCUGGAAUUAAUUUAGAAGGACAUGGUGGUGAAACUCAGUUUGUAUUGAUAUCUGCAAAAGAAGGAACAAAUUUGCAGGAGCUUGCAGAAACAGUUAGCACACAAGCAACAUUGAUGGGAUUAAAAUCUGACUACACAGGUCCAAUUGAAGGAGUAGUUGUUGAGUCAACAAAUGAUUCUAAACGAGGAAAGUUAUCAACGGCUAUUAUUACAAGAGGAACGCUAAGACGUGGAGCAGUUCUUGUUGCAGGCCAUGCUUGGGCUAAGGUCCGUGCUUUAUUUAAUCACGCUGGAUAUCCUUUAGAAAAAGCUGAGCCUGGUACACCAGUGGAAAUAUUAGGUUGGCGAGAACUACCAUUGGCAGGAGAUGAAAUAUUAGAAGUUGAAAGCGAAAAAAGAGCACAUUCUGUUCUGCAUUACCGACACUUGCAAGCACAACACGAAAAAGCAGAAGCCGAUUUUGAAGUAAUUCGUGUUAAGCAAAUGGAACAUGAUGAAAAGUAUAAAGCAGAACGCGAUGCGAGAAGGAAAAUCGGUCGAUUUAAGGUUCGUCGAGUUGGUCCACGCCCGAAGGAAUAUAUUGACGAUGAUUCGGUUCCUCGCGUUAAUGUAAUAAUAAAAGCGGAUGUUCAUGGAUCCUGUGAAGCUAUUCUCGAUGUUCUUGACACUUAUCACGAUAAUGACAAAGUUAGAUUAGAUAUUGUACAUUAUGGCAUUGGUGAUGUCACAGAAAGUGAUAUGGAGCUUGCGAAAUUGUUUAACGCAGUCAUUUAUGCAUUUUCGGUCAACUCAACAAAAAUAGCGCUUCCAAAAAAUGUCAAAAUUCAUCAAAUUGAUAUAAUAUAUAGAUUAGUUGAGCAUCUAAAGGAAGAAAUUAAUGCUAAGCUCCCAAUGCUCGAUGUUGAAGAAAUUGUCGGUGAAGCAAAUGUUCUCCAAGUAUUUAAAGUCACGGAAAAUAGAAAAGAUGUUUCUGUACUCGGGUGCCGUUGUACGAAGGGAAUGUUGAAGAAGAGCUUAAAAUAUCGAGUUUUGCGGUUCGGUGAAUUACUAUACGACGGCCAUUUAGAUUCAAUGAGACACUUAAAAUCCGAAGUAGAUACAAUUAAGAAUAGCAUUGAAUGUGGAUUGCGGCUAAACGAUUUUCAAAUAGAUGCACAGGCAGGCGAUACCGUAGUUUGUUAUAAAAUGGUUCAAAAACCACAGGAAACAGAGUGGGAACCAUUUUAA